Messenger RNA from Paramuricea clavata, 1098 nucleotides. The record is from the annotation of a GenBank genome assembly. Lineage: Eukaryota; Metazoa; Cnidaria; Anthozoa; Malacalcyonacea; Plexauridae.
AUGGCCUCGUAUACAGUAACUGCUGAAGAUAAUUGCAAUGAAAUAGCCGUGUAUAAUAAAGGAGAGUUGCUCUGUUUGGUUGUUCACUCUGAAGAGUGUAAAAAUAUUUGUUUAUCUGAUUUUCGUUCAAACGUUUUGCUCCAACAAGUACCCGAUAACCUGCCUGCAGCGUUUCUGUUUGUUCGACAUGUUGGAGAAAAAGAAAUUACCAUAAACAAGAAACAAGAACACUUGUUCAAGGUUCGUCAGUGCUUAAAAUUAAAAGAUGGACUCCCCACAUUGUACAUCAGCGAUGAAAUUCUUACGCUUUCAUCUCAGCAGUCCGUCUCGACACACUCAUCGCAAUCAAGUGAACGCAAGCGAAAAUCACAAGGUCGAGCGACAUUGCCUAGUUUUGGAUUUAAGAUUCCAAGUAAAUCAUGCGAGCAUAGGUUGUCCUUCGCAAAAGCCAGAAAUGUCAAGCUGUAUUCUGACACUGAGAUUCAAAACUCGACCGGUAAAAUGAAAGAAUAUAGAGAGUUUUGGAAGAAAAAAGCGGAAGAGAUUUGUAGCGAAGCAGAAUUUGAAAAGUUUUCAAAGGCAGCAGUUCAUGGUGUAAUAAACACGGCGUGGACAUUAAAGAAAGCAGAUGAUAUGCUCAGUGAAGCGAAAGACAUGGCAACCACGUUAAAAAAUGUCCCGAUAUCGUGGCUGAGCGGCAGUGCAGGUUGCGAAGGCACGCUGUAUAAAAAUAUACAAAGGCUUGAAAGAGCGCGCGAAGAUAUCAAAGUUGCAGAGAGAAGUCUUACAAAAACUCGACUGGAAAUUAUUGACAUCCGAAAGAGAAUGCAAGCAGUUCCUGCUGACGUGAAAGAAAAGAUAAAGGAGCUUGAAGGCAAGAUUUUACCAAGCCGGCUGACUGAAGUCCGAGCUUCGGAAGAAUCACUGAGAAAAACAAUCGAUAGAAGAAAAGAAAUUAUCUCAAAAAAUUCUAGUUUGUCUUCGGAACUAACAACAGCUGAAUUACAUGAACAAGAAAACCCCGAAGAUCUUUUCAGCGCGUUUGAAGAUGAGGAACUAGCCGAAGAAGUCAAGCACGACCAUUUUUUCGCAGACUAA